UCAUCAUUUCCCAUUUUAUGGCUGUCUCUAUCACCUGGCAUGCUUAUAUAUAGCCCGUUCUCCCCCACCAAAACCCUCAACUAGCAAGUGAAGAUUCAACAGAUAUCAAAUUAUAUAUAUAACACGAGCAAGAGAGUUUUAGUGGUAGUGUUUGUUUGAGCAAUGGGCUCGACUGUUAUAGAUAUUCCAGAUGGAGAAGGGGUUGUCCCUUGCUCUAAAGAAAAGAAGAAGGAAGUCGGUGACAUUUGUUGUCAAUUCCCCAUUGAUUUGUUUUUUAAAGAAAUGAAAAGUAAUAAGCAUAUGACGAGAAAAGCGAUUCAUAGUAUCAAGGUUGGUGUUGCUUUAGUUUUCGUUUCACUGCUCUAUCUACUUGAUCCUUUGUACAAGCAAGUUGGAGAAAAUGCCAUGUGGGCCAUUAUGACUGUCGUGGUUGUCUUCGAGUUCUUUGCAGGCGCUACACUAAGCAAGGGCAUAAAUCGAGGAAUUGGGACAGUACUAGGAGGUGGACUGGGGUGUUUAGCGGCAAUUUUCGCCCAAGCAGUGGGUGGGGUUGGCAAAGCUAUAAUUGUCGCCAUUACUGUCUUCAUAUUUGGUAUGGCUGCAGCGCUUGCAAUAAAUUCUCUUCUACUCAAGAUUCAAGUUUUCCCUAUAAGAGUCCAUGGAUGGACAUAACUAAAGAAACUUUUUAUAUUCAAGUUUUCCCUGUAUGAGUCCAUGGAUGGAUAAACCAUUGUUGUGUAAUCAAGGGUUGUUUUCCGACUUGUUUGAAGUCAUUGCGAUGAUUUUUGAACUUUUGACUGGAAUCUUGUUCUCAGGUGCGGCCGCAACAUACACUCGACAGGUUCCAAACGUUAAAAAGAAAUUCGAUUACGGAACAAUGAUAUUCAUUCUCACGUUUAGCCUGGUUGUAGUGUCGGGUUUACGUGCUGAACAAGUGUUGGAAAUAGCCCGUGACCGUCUUUCCACCAUUGCCAUGGGCUUCGCCAUCUGUCUCUUUAUAAGUUUGCUCGUCUUCCCCAUUUGGGCUAGUGAUGAACUCCAUGACUCUUUAAUCGCCCGCUUCGAAGACCUUGCUGUCUCUCUCGAAGGGUUCUCAAAGGAGUACUUUGGAAAUGUCAAUGAGAAGGAGAAGUCUAGUUUUAAUUUCAGUAGUAAAUGCAAAUCAGUCCUGCAUUCCAAGACAAAGGAUGAAUCAUUGGUAAAUUUUGCAAGCUGGGAACCCUGGCAUGCAAAAUUUGGGUUUUGCUACCCUUGGGGAAUAUACCUAAAAUUAGGGGAAGAUUUAAGAGAUUUGGCUACAACCAUCCUUUCACUCAAAGGCUGCCUUAAAUCACCGACACAGCCAUCAGAAAGUAAUACCUUUCGUCAGCCGGUGAAGGAACCAUGUGAAGCAAUUGUAGCAUCACUAGCAUGGACACUAAGAGAACUGGGAGAAAGCAUAAAAAAGAUGAAAAAAUGUGGAUCCGAGGAUAGCAUACUACCCAAAUUGAAGACAGUGAGACAAGAACUAAGCCAAAUUCCGGGUCCUUCCACAUUUGGAACUAAUGAUUUGGAGAGAACUGAUGGGUUAGGAUUGGCUACCUUCGUGUAUUCGAUGGUGGAGAUGGUUGAAAAGAUGGAAGAAAUGGCAAUACACGUGGAACAACUUGGACAACUUGGAGGUUUCAGUUAGAAUAUUAAACUAUUUCAAGCUAUGUGCAUAUGCAUGUAUUGAUUGUACUGUACAUAUAAAUAGGUAUAUUACUCAUUGGCCGGCUAUAAACAUGAAUUUUGAAAUCAUAAUUUGAGGCUAAUUAAUCGAGUGGAAGUGAGUUGGGUUCCAAAA
Gossypium arboreum is the source of this 1825-nucleotide messenger RNA. Its product is annotated as aluminum-activated malate transporter 14-like. Lineage: Eukaryota; Viridiplantae; Streptophyta; Magnoliopsida; Malvales; Malvaceae. The coding region runs from base 707 to 1672 and encodes 321 amino acids. Gene Ontology annotation, biological process: malate transport. Gene Ontology annotation, cellular component: plant-type vacuole membrane. The record is from RefSeq and is a predicted model, not a curated record. The transcript has 5 exons.